Capsicum annuum is the source of this 987-nucleotide messenger RNA. RefSeq names its product F-box protein At5g67140. Gene Ontology annotation, cellular component: SCF ubiquitin ligase complex. Lineage: Eukaryota; Viridiplantae; Streptophyta; Magnoliopsida; Solanales; Solanaceae. Gene Ontology annotation, molecular function: protein binding. Gene Ontology annotation, biological process: SCF-dependent proteasomal ubiquitin-dependent protein catabolic process. The record is from RefSeq and is a predicted model, not a curated record.
AGAUUAUUCUAGGGAGUAACAAUUUCCUAUCUAACAUAACAACUGCUAAUUUUCCUGAAUUGUGUGUAUAGCGGAAGUUAUAUAGCUGUUUAUUUUUUUUAAUUGUCAGGUAGUUUUCUUUUUGUCAAUUUUAUCUGGCCAUCAUCUAUGCAAUUGGUAGUACAAAAAUGGUGUCAUAUUUUGGAGUAAAAGGAGGAGCUAGUUUAUGUAGAUUCUAUUAAUCUGAUUCAGUUAAAAAGCUCGAAUUCUUUAUGAAGAUUCUACUGCAUCUAGAAAGACAUGGUACUAACUUUUAACAUGACGAAAAGAUGACCACACUUUAUUUACAUCCUCUUCUUUCUCUCUCCUACUUCUUUAAUUUGCUUGUUCCAUGAUGAGAAAGAAGGUUGAAGAAGUAGAUGAUCAAAACAGGCCAAUUGAUAGACUCCCUUUUGACCUCUUGGCUCACAUUUUUGCUCUGCUUACUUGUUUCAAGGAUUUGGCUCAGACCAGUGCUGUGUGCAGGAAAUGGAGACAAGGGGUGAAAGAAUCGUUAGGUAGAAGAGAAAGAUUGAGUUUUUCUGGCUGGAAAGUGGAUGAUGAUUCUACUACUCGACUUGUACUUCAUGCUUAUAGUCUCAAGGAACUUGACAUUUCAAGGAGCCGGUGGGGUUGUCAAAUAACAGAUCGCGGGCUGUACCAAUUGUCAACUGCUAAAUGUAUUAGCAAUCUGUCAUCGCUAUCCUUAUGGGGCACUACUGGGAUCACAGACAUAGGCGUUGUACAGCUGAUCUCCAGAGCAAAUUCUAUACAGCAUCUGAAUAUCGGUGGAACAUUUAUAACAGACACAUCCUUGUUUGCAAUUGCUGGUAGCUGCCCACACUUGAAGACUAUUGUGCUGUGGGGCUGCCGUCAUGUAACUGAGAAUGGACUUCUAGCUUUGGUAAAUAAAUGCCGCAAACUUGAGUCUAUUAAUGCAUGGGGCAUGAGGGUUACUGUGGACUGUUU